GGGAGUUUUUAAAGGAUCCAACAAUCAAGCACAUCCUCACAGAAGAACUAUAACUUUUGGAUACAAGUACCUUAAAGCACCAUGAGGACGAUGAUUUUAAUUAAACAUCUUUUUUAAGUCCGCAGUGAGACGUCAUGCUGUCUGCACAGAGAUCUGCUGCUUUGGCUCUUUUUCACGGUGUGAUGAUAGUGACUGCACUGAUAGACUCUGAUGAUGUCAUCACGCGAGACGAGCAGAUCUAUGUUCUGAUUGGUGCUCACGCCAAGUGUGAGAGAAGCAUCAGGGCACAGUUGGCCCUGGUUAAAGAUGGAGAGUGUAACCCAGAGUGGGACGGGAUCAUCUGCUGGCCUCUGAGCAGAGCAGGUCAGCUGGUGUCAGUGCCGUGUCCAGAGUAUAUCUACGACUUUAACCACAGAGGCCAAGCUUAUCGGCAGUGCGAUGCAUCAGGGAACUGGGAGCAGGUUCCCAGUAUCAACCGCACAUGGGCCAACUACACCGAGUGCACCGCAUACUUGUCCUUCAACCACAGGAGACAAGAAGAGGUUUUUGAGAGGCUACAUCUCAUGUACACUGUUGGCUACUCCAUUUCUCUUGCAUCACUGUUGGUGGCAGUCUCCAUCCUCUGCUAUUUCAAACGCCUUCAUUGCACUCGCAAUUACAUCCACAUUCACCUCUUCACCUCCUUCAUCUGUCGAGCUGUCAGCAUUUUUGUGAAGGAUGCUGUGCUCUACAACAUUUCUGAUGACAGCAACACUGACCGGGACUACGCUGCACAGAAGCCCCAGAUGGCUGGCUGUAAAGUCGCUGUCACGUUCUUUCUUUAUUUCCUGGCGACAAAUCAUUACUGGAUCCUGGUGGAGGGGUUAUACCUGCACAGUCUCAUCUUCAUGGCCUUCCUGUCUGACAAGAAUUACCUGUGGGCCCUCAUGAUCAUUGGCUGGGGUGUUCCAGCUGUGUUUGUGUCGAUCUGGGUCAGUGCACGAGCAUCACUGGCAGACACACAAUGUUGGGACAUUAGUGCAGGAAACCUGAAGUGGAUCUAUCAAGUUCCAAUUUUGGCAGCUAUAGUUGUGAAUUUCCUUCUCUUCGUCAACAUAAUACGGGUCCUGGCCUCCAAACUGUGGGAGACUAACACUGGCAAACUAGACCCUCGGCAGCAAUACGGUAAGCUGCUCAAGUCCACGUUAGUCCUCAUGCCGUUGUUUGGGGUUCACUACAUGGUGUUUAUGGCUCUGCCUUACACUGAGGUGACCGGGCUGCUGUGGCAGGUGCAGAUGCACUAUGAGAUGUUCUUCAACUCAUCACAGGGCUUCUUUGUGGCGUUUAUCUACUGUUUCUGCAAUGGGGAGGUACAGGCAGAGGUAAAGAAAGCAUGGUUGAGACGCAGCCUCACCCUGGACCUAAAACAAAAAGCACGGAUGACCAGCAGUGGCGGAGGGGGCAGCUGCUACUAUGGUGGAAUGAUGUCUCACACCACCACCUACAGUGUCAGCCUGUCUGCUGCCAAUCCCAGAAAUCCCUCCUUCACCUCGGCUGCAGGUGGAGGGUCAGGCAAGCCGCCACGCCACAGCUCUCUUCAACCUCCAAACAGCCUUCCUGGGUACAUGCCCUAUGAUGCAGAGACCCUUAACCUAAAACAGGAGCUGGCUGUGAAGAAACCAGGAGGGAUGGAGUCUGGAGUUACCGCCCGUAACGUCAGAGGUGGCAAGGGGAACGAUGAGUACAAAAGCAGUCAAAAGUCAUCUUUAGCAGACAGUCCUGGUGGGGAAGAUCCAGAGAGCUGCCCGUCUUUUAAAGAGCUGGAGACCAUCUUGUGAUUGUUGUUAGAAGGAUAACUAUAAGGAAAGCCUCACAUACUAGACUCUUAAAUGUUUCAGUAUCAUUUCUCUGAGUUGCAUGGAGUGUUCUUUUGUCCUCAUGAUGUAAUGGUAGCCAGUGCCUGGGCCUUCCAGACACAGGUGUCAUUAUACUUCAGACACAAGGGGUGCCAAAAUAGCCAUAAUCCCAAAGUUCCUCAUGUGAGCUUUAAAAAGGUAGAGUUUUCUAAUACAUUUAUGCAUAUAUAUAUAUAUAAAGUUAUUUUCUGUUGGACUAGCUCACCCCAGCUCAAACUUCGUUGUUGUUUGUUGGUGUAUCUGUCAGCAUACCCUGACACAUUUCUGACAGAUAAAGCAUCCUCCAAAAGUUUUCUUCCAAACUUGUCGUCAAUGUCUGAUUAAUUCCCACAGUCACAAGUGUCCAGACAUCUUGUCUAGACCUGCAGCUUUAUUUUUUCCAUCCUGCUGCCCUAUUACUCAGCCUGACAGGACCCAGAGGGCUGACAGUCGAACCUUUUGCCCUUCACUGGACAAACUCUAGCUCCUCUCUGUGUGACCUCUAUCCCAAACGCCCUGACAACACCAUCCAGAAUUUCACACUCUCCCCUUAGGCCUCAGCUUUCAGCCACAGACUCCUGAGCUGCUGUGGAUGUGGAUUCAGGGACAAACCUGCAGGAGAUGUCACUAGUGUUCACAACAGGAAAGAGCCUGUAAAUGUUUAAGAGUGUUUGUCUGGGAAAAACAUGACUAAUAUGUGUUUGUGGGGCAUGUACAGUGUUAGAUAGGUCUCAUAAUUUAAUAAAUAUGUUUGGGAUGUCUUGAGAUUUCAGAUGACAUGAAAUGAAUAAAAGGAACUGAACUGAGAGGAAACGAUAUGCUGUGGAAAAAAAAAAGUAUUUCUUGUAAAAAAGUGAAUCCAAACAUUUAUGGCAUAUUACACCUCUCAAAAUUCAAGCUGUUAAUGGAAACUUUUGUCUUUCUUUUCAUAAAUUGUUUGGUUCUUUAUAAAAACCAAGAAGGUUAAGGUAAGUUAAAAUACAUUUACCAUAAAUACAUAUAGUCAAAACAGCAUGUUCCACCAAAAUAUACUUAAAACUACAAAAAACCCUUAGUGAACAUACAUACACCUGUGAUGAGUUCUUCUUUGAGCUGUCAAAGAUUUCAAUUAUUUUCCAUUUUUUAUUAAAGAUGUAUCAUUUUAUAUAGAUACA
Messenger RNA from Cheilinus undulatus (humphead wrasse), 3028 nucleotides. RefSeq names its product parathyroid hormone 3 receptor (gene pth3r). The transcript is spliced from 13 exons. The coding region runs from base 135 to 1817 and encodes 560 amino acids. Gene Ontology annotation, cellular component: plasma membrane. Gene Ontology annotation, biological process: cell surface receptor signaling pathway; adenylate cyclase-modulating G protein-coupled receptor signaling pathway. The record is from RefSeq and is a predicted model, not a curated record. NCBI's taxonomy places the organism in Eukaryota, Metazoa, Chordata, Actinopteri, Labriformes, Labridae. Gene Ontology annotation, molecular function: G protein-coupled peptide receptor activity; peptide hormone binding; parathyroid hormone receptor activity.